Funneliformis mosseae is the source of this 1242-nucleotide messenger RNA. The record is from the annotation of a GenBank genome assembly. NCBI's taxonomy places the organism in Eukaryota, Fungi, Glomeromycota, Glomeromycetes, Glomerales, Glomeraceae.
AUGUCUUCUGGUAAUACCAUAAAUCCUUACCCCAUAUCAGCCAAUGGGCAUAAGGAGGUACCUACUCAGACUCCGAGAACUAAUAACAAGGAGCAUACUCAACAAUCUUCAAAAAAUCAAAAUUCUCACACCUCUUCUGUAAAAAAGAAAGGUGUGAAAGAUUUUGAAUUCGGUAAAACACUUGGUGAGGGUUCAUACUCUACGGUUGUCGCUGCCAGGGACCGUUCAAACAAUCGUGAAUACGCAGCAAAGAUUCUUGAUAAGAAGCACAUAAUCAAAGAGAAAAAAGUCAAAUAUGUCAACAUUGAAAAGAAUACGCUUAAUAAAAUGAAUCACCCCGGAAUUUUAUUUGCGAUGUCCUUAACUUUUUAUUCAUUAGAUUUCAUAUUAGACCAGGCAAAAAAUGGUGAACUCCUAACCUUCAUCAAGAAGCUCGGUUCUUUUGACAUUAAUUGCACUCAGUUUUAUGCUGCUCAGAUUAUUUCAGCAAUAGAGUACAUGCAUUCACAGGGUGUAAUUCAUAGAGACCUCAAACCUGAAAAUAUAUUAUUAGAUGACAAAAUGCACAUCAAAGUCACUGAUUUUGGUACAGCAAAAAUAUUGGAACAAAAUGCGGAUGGUGAGAAAGAUGAUAGGGCCAACUCGUUUGUCGGUACCGCAGAAUAUGUUAGUCCUGAGUUAUUAAAAGAAAAGGCAGCGUGUAAAAGUUCGGAUUUUUGGGCACUUGGUUGUAUUAUAUACCAAUUGAUAGCAGGACGUCCACCAUUUAAGGGAACCAAUGAAUAUAUGACUUUUCAAAGAAUUGUUAAUUUAGAAUAUUCGUUCCCCGAAGGAUUCCCUCCGGUCGCACGAGAUUUAGUUCAGAAAUUAUUGGUGUUAAAUCCGUCAGAACGACUUGGUUCCGGCGGUCAAGCUGGAAUUGAUCAACUAAAAGCUCAUCCUUUCUUCAAUAACAUAGAUUGGGAUGCACUAUGGCAACUUCCUGCACCGCGUUUACUUCCUUAUCUUCCACCAAAUCCACAACAUAAUGAUCCAGAGCUUCGAACAACCACAAAUACAUAUUUACGCAAACUCUCUGGUCGUAGUGGGGAAACUUGCAAUAGUCCCAUUGCUACCGGUCUUAAACAAAAUGAUCCAUUCAGAUUAGAAAGUUGGGCGGGAGGAGAUGACACAUCAGAUAAAGUAGAUCCCGAAAAGGUUAAGAAGUUGGAAGAACAAAAGCGGUCAUCUUCACAAUGGUAA